Molecule: messenger RNA, 1245 nt
Organism: Theobroma umbraticum
Lineage: Eukaryota; Viridiplantae; Streptophyta; Magnoliopsida; Malvales; Malvaceae
Product: vesicle-associated membrane protein 711
Biological process (GO): vesicle-mediated transport
Cellular component (GO): membrane
Source: RefSeq, a predicted model, not a curated record
UCUUUCCCCUUCCUUCACUGUACCAUGAUCUACUUUAAUUUAACCUUUCCGGCAAAUUUUCAGCUUCAAUUUUAAACCUUUUGGCUUUUUUCCCGAGUACUUGUGGUAAUAAUUUUUUUAACAGUUUUAUCUAUUAAUAUUUCAGCUGAUUAAUCUAAAAUUCUUAACUCCAUAAUCAAAAGAUUAGUAAUUUACUGCUGAAAAAUUGGAGAGAGAAGGAGAAGGGGGAGCAUGUGUUUAUUUGAAUUAUCUAAUUGCGAUCCAGCUCUGUCUUUUUGAUCGGGAGAAGGGAAUUUCUGAGGUGGGAAGCGAAAAGGUAGCUGAAAGAGGCUAUCUUUUAUAUACAUCGGUGGAAGCGAUCUAGAGAGGGAGAGAAGGGAGGUUGGAAUUAAGAUGGCGAUACUAUACGCGCUGGUGGCGCGAGGAUCGGUGGUGCUGGCGGAGUUUACGGCGGCGUCGACGAACGCCAGCGCAAUCGCCAGGCAAAUUCUAGAGAAAAUACCUGGGAAUAACGACACGCAUGCUUCGUAUUCGCAAGAUCGAUAUAUCUUCCACGUCAAACGCACCGAUGGCCUCACCGUUCUUUGUAUGGCCGACGAGUCCGCCGGAAGGCGUAUUCCUUUUACGUUUCUUGAAGACAUUCAUCAGAGAUUUGUGAGGACUUAUGGCCGAGCAGUAUUUUCAGCCCUCCCUUAUGGCAUGAAUGAUGAAUUUUCAAGGGUUUUGAGCCAGCAAAUGGAAUAUUACUCGAGUGACCCUAAUGCCGAUAGGAUAAAUCGAGUAAAAGGUGAAAUGAGUCAGGUGCGAAACGUUAUGAUAGAGAAUAUCGACAAAGUUUUAGAGAGAGGUGACCGCUUAGAAUUGCUGGUUGACAAAACUGCUAACAUGCAAGGAAAUACCUUUCGCUUCAGAAAGCAAGCUCGCCGUUUUAGAAACACAGUAUGGUGGAGGAAUGUCAAGCUUACGGUUGCUCUGAUAAUCCUCCUCCUAAUUAUUGUUUAUGUUGUGCUGGCUUUUGUUUGUCACGGGAUCACGCUACCUUCCUGCCUAAAAUGAGGUCAACAGUUUGAGAUUUGAACACCUUCCCCACUCUCAUGCCCCUUUUCCUUAUGUUUCCAUUUUUGUUUGAUUGUCUUUUAAUCCCUGCUAGGGGGUAUAUGGGAUGUUUCUGUUUCAACUUCCUCUGCAAUGAGUUGUAUUUACUGUUUUUUUAUUCAAUGUGAAGAGCUAGAACUUUCGUGCUGC